Molecule: messenger RNA, 222 nt
Organism: Arabis nemorensis
Lineage: Eukaryota; Viridiplantae; Streptophyta; Magnoliopsida; Brassicales; Brassicaceae
Source: the annotation of a GenBank genome assembly
AUGAUGGAAACGUCUAAAGGAAAAGGAAGUUCGGUUUGCACAGAGAAGAUCAAGAUGGUGAUUCCGAACAGGCACAACGAGAAGCUGGUUGGUGUCCUUCAUGAAACCGGUUCAGAAGAAAUCGUGGUCUUGUGUCAUGGAUUCAACUCCAACAAGGACAACCAAAUCCUCAAGAAAGUCUCUACUGCUUUAGAGAAAGAAUCCAUCAGCUCAUUCCAGUAA